AUGUCCACCCCAUCGGCAUCGCCUGUCAAUGGGGGUGAUCCCCAACAGAACGAGUCUGCGCCCGUUUCCACUUCAGCAGAAAAUGUAAAGAUGGCGACGACGACCGCAACGGCUGUCCCAGAGACCUCGGCACAACCUGCAGACAAGCCACAAGCGCAACCUCAGCAACCGAAAGAAGCAAUUGAUGAUGAUGACGACGACGACGAUGAAUCGGACCUGGAUGAAUUGGACGAUGUCCUCGACGACUUCAACAAGCCCAAACCCGCCCCCGCCCCCGCCCCCAUCGCUCCAUCUCAGCCUGCGACCGCACCAGAAGCCAACGACUUCGAUGAAGAAGCGUUCAUGAAACAGCUUGAAAAAGACAUGGCGAGCAUGAUGGGCCACGCUGCUAAGGAAUCCGGGGCACCUGACGACAAGGGUUUCGAAGACACCAUCAACCAGGGCGCCGACGCCUUCACGAAGCAACUGGAGGAGAGCGGGAUUCCGCCCGGUGACUUCCUCAAGCAACUUUUGGCGGAUGUGAUGGCUGAAGAAGAUGGUGGGGAUGCUAGCGCUGGAGCUGCUGCUGCGCCAUCGACCGGUAGUUCUGGGUCUUCGUCUGGUGGGGCUGGAGCUGGAGCGCCGCCUGAGUCAUUUAAUGACGCUAUUCAGCAGACUAUUAAUCGGAUGCAGGAGUCCGGAGAUAAGGCUACGGCGGCAGCGUCAGAAGAUGAUGCGGACGAUAUGUUGGCACAUCUGCUAAAGGCUCUUGAGACAACCGGCUUAGAUGCUGAUGCGGACGACGGCGGUAUAAUGAACGUAGUUGCAGCGAUGAUGGAGCAGCUCUCGAACAAAGAAAUGCUCUAUGACCCGAUGAAGGAGCUUGAUGGGAAGUUCGGACCCUGGUUGGUGGAGAACAAGGGCAAGGGGAGGUUUUCCGAUGAGGAAAUGGAGCGGUUUGAGAAGCAGGCGACUCUUGCGUCGCAAAUUGUGGCCAAGUUUGAAGAGCCAGGUUACACGGAUGAAGAUGCUAAGUGUCGCGAGUAUGUGUGGGGGAAGAUGCAGGAGAUGCAAGCUGCCGGAAGUCCGCCGGAAGAACUCGUCGCGAAUCCGUUUGGGAAAGACCUUAAAGGUCCCGGGGGUAUGCCGAUGCCGGACUGCACCCAGCAAUAA
Messenger RNA from Aspergillus bombycis, 1152 nucleotides. It is a transcript of the gene pex19, whose product is annotated as putative peroxisomal membrane protein receptor Pex19. Lineage: Eukaryota; Fungi; Ascomycota; Eurotiomycetes; Eurotiales; Aspergillaceae. Gene Ontology annotation, biological process: protein import into peroxisome membrane. The coding region runs from base 1 to 1152 and encodes 383 amino acids. The record is from RefSeq and is a predicted model, not a curated record. Gene Ontology annotation, cellular component: peroxisome; peroxisomal membrane. The transcript is spliced from 3 exons.